AGUGGAGAAAAUGCACAUGAUUCACAUAUUGGUUAUGGUUACAUGCUUCAGUCAGUGAUCGGUGAUAGUUCUAACAAGUUUUUGAUUGCCAAGCUUCAACUUAUUAAUUCCACGCCCAUCUAUGGUCCUGACAUCAACAAUCUUGAAUUUUUUGCAUGCUUCGAAACGAAAGAUCGCCUGCGAGUUCGCAUCACCGACUCCGAUCACCGGCGAUGGGAGAUCCCGCCGGAGAUCAUCCCACGCGAAGCCCCCAAUGUUGUCCUUCGAUCACCAAAAGAAACCCUACUUCUCUCCUCCGGCGACUCCGAUCUCAUUCUCACCCUUCGCCGCAGCUCCCCCUUCACCUUCUUCAUCUCCCGCCGAUCCACCGGCGAUGUACUCUUCGACACUGCCGUCCCCUCCAUCACCUCCGGCAUCGUCUUCAAGGACCAGUACCUGGAGCUCUCCUCCUCCCUUCCCGGCGACCGCUCCUCCAUCUACGGCCUCGGCGAGCACACGAAAGAGACCUUCCGGCUAAUUCACAAUGAUACCUUCACGUUGUGGAACGCCGACAUCGGAUCGGCAAACCUCGAUCUCAAUCUCUACGGCAGCCAUCCCUUCUACAUGGAUCUCAGAUCCUCGCCGCCGGGAACCACCCAUGGCGUCCUUCUCCUCAACAGCAACGGCAUGGACAUCAACUACGCCGGAUCUCACAUCACGUACAAGGUCAUUGGCGGAGUUCUCGACUUCUACUUCUUCGCCGGCCCAUCGCCAUUAUUGGUGAUGGAGCAGUACACUGAUCUCAUUGGCCGGCCAGCUCCGAUGCCGUACUGGUCGUUUGGCUUUCACCAAUGCCACUUUGGGUACAAGAACGUCAGCGAUCUUGAAUCCGUCGUCGCCGGCUACGCCAAAGCUGGGAUCCCUCUGGAGGUCAUGUGGACGGACAGUGACUAUAUGGACGCAUCCAAAGACUUCACUCUCGAUCCAGUGAACUUCCCGCAGGAGAAUAUGACCAAAUUCGUGAAUCAACUGCAUGAAAACAGGCAAAGGUAUGUGAUGAUCAUUGAUCCAGGCAUCAACAUCAACAAGAACUAUUCAACCUUCUUGCGAGGAUUGAAAGCUGAUAUUUUUUUGAAAAGAAAUGAAGUGAAUUACCGUGGUAGUGUUUAGCCUGGUGAUGUUUAUUUCCCCGACUUUUGGAAUCCAAAAGCUUCAACUUUUUGGUCGGAAGAGAUUGAGAUUUUUAGGAAGACGAUUCCUGUUGAUGGAUUAUGGAUUGAUAUGAAUGAGAUUUCUAAUUUCAUUGAUCCUUUGCCGCAGAAUCAAUUGGAUGAUCCUCCUUAUAAGAUCAACAAUGCAGGAGUUCAGAGGCCAUUGAGUAAUAAAACUGUGCCUGCUUCUUCUAUUCACUAUGGGAAUUUCACGGAGUAUGAUGUGCAUAAUCUGUAUGGGUUCUUGGAGUCAAAGGCAACGCAUGAUGCAUUGGUGAAGGAUACCGGGAAGAGAGCGUUUGUGUUAAGUAGGUCUACUUUUGUUGGGUCGGGGAAGUAUGCCGCGCAUUGGACGGGAGACAAUGCAGCUACUUGGAAUGAUCUUGCUUAUUCAAUUCCGACCAUGCUUAGCUUUGGCUUGUUUGGGAUUCCCAUGGUUGGAGCUGAUAUUUGUGGCUUCAGCCGAGGCACUAAUGAAGAGCUUUGCAGACGUUGGAUUCAGCUAGGAGCAUUCUAUCCUUUUGCGAGGGAUCAUUCCGACAAGUACUCAACCCGGCAAGAGCUCUAUCUGUGGGACUCUGUAGCGCGAUCGGCAAGGAAGGCGCUUGGGCUCCGAUACCGUUUGCUUCCCUACUUUUACACUCUAAUGUAUGAAGCUCAUUCACAGGGGAGCCCUAUAGCAAGGCCUCUCUUCUUCUCCUUCCCAGAUGACACUGAUACUUAUGGGAUUAGUACUCAGUUUCUCAUCGGGGAAGGAGUGAUGGUAUCGCCGGUGUUGUCACCAGGGGCCGUAUCUGUGAAUGCUUACUUCCCCAAAGGCAAAUGGUUCAAUCUAUUCAACUAUUCUCUGGUGGUGAAUGCCAGUUUUGGGAGGUAUGUGCCUCUUGAUGCUCCGGAGGACACUAUCAAUGUACAUGUGAAGGGAGGGCAUGUACUUGUGAUGCAAGAAGCAGGAAUGUCUACAAUGGCUGGAUCACAGAGUGGGUUCCAGCUUCUAGUGGCUCUUGAUGACAAUGGAAAGGCAGAAGGCAAAGUUUUUGUGGAUGACGGAGAGGUGGUGGAGAUGGGAGGAGAGGAUCUGAGCCAAUGGAGUUUAGUGAGGUUCAGUGCUGGUGUUGAAGGUGGUGAUCUGAAGCUCAAGUCAAAGGUGAUUAAUGGGAUAUAUGCAUCAGAUAAGAAGAUUAGUGUGAAAAAUGUGGUUGUGCUUGGGUUGAAAAAUGAGAGUGCUGUUAAUGGAGGUUUGAAUAGCAUCAGUGGGGUUAAUGUUACUGAUAAUUGUGUAGGCUUUGGAGUUGCAGAAAUUGAUGGCUUGUCAUUGAUGCUUGGAGAGCCUUUUGAGUUGAAGGUUACAAUGGCAGCUUUGAAUGUCUGACUGAGGACGGUAUAAGUCAUAAAAUUUCUCCAGCUUGCUUCUUCUAUUUGACAUUAUGUACAACCUUCAUAUGCUCUAAAUUAGACUGCUUUGCAUAUUGAGAAUAUAUUAGUAAAUGGAAGCACUACAUUAGUAGAAUACUGGCCACAAUUAUUCAUGUUAACCAAACAUGAUCAACGGUACUUUCCAAUCAUAAGAACUAAGAAAUGGCGGGACGUUCCACCAGAAAAACAAAGACUGCAAAUUAAAAAUAAAAAACAAAGGUUUGUUUUCUCACAUCAUACUUGAUUGUAGGUUUGAGAGGAGCAAUAACUUAAAAAAAGCGCAUU
Messenger RNA from Dioscorea cayenensis subsp. rotundata (Guinea yam), 2891 nucleotides. Its product is annotated as probable alpha-glucosidase Os06g0675700. The transcript is spliced from 4 exons. Lineage: Eukaryota; Viridiplantae; Streptophyta; Magnoliopsida; Dioscoreales; Dioscoreaceae. Gene Ontology annotation, molecular function: carbohydrate binding; hydrolase activity, hydrolyzing O-glycosyl compounds. The record is from RefSeq and is a predicted model, not a curated record. Gene Ontology annotation, biological process: carbohydrate metabolic process.